Molecule: messenger RNA, 272 nt
Organism: Symbiodinium necroappetens
Lineage: Eukaryota; Dinophyceae; Suessiales; Symbiodiniaceae
Source: the annotation of a GenBank genome assembly
GCCCGGACGCUCACUCGGCGUAUUGCGCAGCAUUGGAUUUCAUUCCGAGCAUAGACCUCGCGCAGGCAUUGUUCCAAGAGGCAGUCGACCGCCGGAUUUUUCCGCAGUUUGCCGAGAUGGCACAGGGCUGUCGCACCCUGGACCUCCACGGGCUGUCUGUUGGAGCUGCCGCGGCGGCUGUGUGCUGGUGGCUGCAGAGGCUCCAGCAUAGCUGGCAUAGCUCACAGCCUUCAGGAGGCUGCACAGGACAAAAUGCUGAGAAGCCACGAUGA